This is a messenger RNA of Mesorhabditis spiculigera, 1731 nucleotides long. The record is from the annotation of a GenBank genome assembly. NCBI's taxonomy places the organism in Eukaryota, Metazoa, Nematoda, Chromadorea, Rhabditida, Rhabditidae.
AUGCCUUUCUGGAGCUUCUCCCGCGAAAAGGACGGCGUCAACCGGGUGGACGAGCUGCUGUCGGAGGGCUAUGCUUGCCUCGACCAGGCCCUCAUCUACGAUGAGGAUGGCGAUUAUGAAAACACCGUGUCGCUGUACGAGCGCGGGCUGAACCUGAUCGAGGAGGCUGGAAAAGAAAAGGUCGGCCCCUGGGUGUAUCCGCUGAUGAAGGACCAGACGCCGGUGCUGAAGAACGAAUUCGGAGCCUACGUCGUCGCGAAUCCUACCCCAGAGCAGCCAAAUAUGAUGGUGGCCAUCAUGCUGCCCUCUGACCUUGACGAGAAGCUCGUGGAGGAGUUCGAGUACGUGCUGAAGGAGUACGCAGCGCUUGGCGCCCAGGAGGUGAAAGACGCGCUGACGAAGGAGGAGCAGCAGCGCCUCAGCGAGCGCAUCGCCAAUUUGCUAGUGAAAACCGGGGAGCAGAUCGCCUGGGGAGUGCACGCAACUACGGCCCGUGUAGCCAGUGAAGUGGAAAAGAAAAAUGUGCAAUACCGCUCCGGGCGUCAGCCGACCGAAAACCCGCUCAACAUCUCGCCGGCCAUCAAGUCGAGCGUCGUCUACAUGCACAAGGGCGGCAAGGUGGUCGCCAAGUGCACGCGAUAUUUGCUCGACAAAAUCGGAGAUAUGGGCGUGUCGGUGGGCCGUUCGAUUGCUUCCGGUGCCCGGGACCGAUUUGGUGAGGGAAAUACGGGCGGCAUGGUGACGGGGACGAUCACGGUGCUCGGCGGCGGCAUCACCAGCGUGUCGACGGUGUGGAUCGCGCUGGAGAGCGCGAGCAAGAACCUGUGCAAGUCGAUCGCCAACGAGACGGUGGAGAACGUCAGGGUUCACUACGGAGAUGAAGCCGCGCAGACGACGCACCACGGCCUUCACGCCGCCGGGCACACCGGGCUUGCCGCUUUCCAGCUGUGGGAUUUGGGACCGAGCAAGGUGUUCGAUGAGGACGAUGAUGAGGCAGCUCCAUCCCGCCAAGAAAACGAGCCAGACGUCGCUGGAGUCAAGCCGGAAGUGAAGGAGGAGAUUGAGGACGAUGAGGACUUUGUCGACCCUGAGCGAAAGCAACACAAAUCGGGCGUCGUCUACUUUUCCGUCAUUCCGCCCGGGUUCAACGUGGCCAAGUUGACGGACGAGAUGAACAUGUACUCGAAGGGAUGCGUGGGCCGGAUUUAUUUGGUGCCCACAAGAGCCUCCGAAAAGUUCAAGACUCGCACGGCCCCCGAAAACAACGAUCGCGGCAGCAAGAAGAAGCGCCACCUCACCUACAAGGAGGGAUGGGUGGAAUUUUCACGGAAAAGCGUGGCGAAGCGAUUGGCGAAAUCGCUAAAUGGCGUAGAAGUGCAGGUGAAGGCCAAGCAUCCAGCGUCGGGCACCAUGUGGCUUUGCAAGUACCUUCCGGGUUUCAAGUGGAUUCAUCUGAUGGAGCAGAUGGAUUACGAGAGGAAGGUGUCGAUGCAACGGAUGAAGGUCGAAAUCACGCAAGCCAAGAAGGUCGCCGAGCACUUUGCCACCCAAGUCGAGAAGGGCGCCCAUCUGCGCAAGCUCGAGGAGAAGGUGCUGAAGAAGGGCGGCCUCUGGGAGAAGCACCAGCGCGACAUCGAGCAGCGGAAGAGCCGCGCCGGCAAGAAGAAGCCCAAGACGGACCGCCAGGCCGCCAAGGACGAGGACGAUUUGAUGAAGCUGAUCUACGCCGAC